CAAGCGCCUCCUCUGAGUGUCAGUUCAGGAAUAUUAUGCUCCUUGUUGUCCGAUAAUGGAAGUAAUGCUCCUCGUGACGGUUGCACAAAGUUUGAAAUAAACUGUUGAGGUCACGCCACAGGAUUAUUGCACGCGCUCGAAUACGGUGGUCAGAUAAAAACCGUUAACGGACGUUUUGACGUUAAAUACUUCAUACUCAUUACAACCAGGGACCGGAGGACAGGAUGGACAGAAACCGGGGAUUUAGCUUCAAACUGUUGGUGCCUUCCAGGGUGAGUAACGGUCAAGUGUCUGCUGUUCGACCGCAGGAAGUCGAGGAGACCUGUGGGGACUUCAUGGUGCAGCAGGUUAUUAGUAAAGGUUUCGAAAAGGAGCAGACCAUGCCAUUUCCCAAUACAAGCAUGGUUGCACCAACUAAACCCACCGGAACAGAGUUGCCAAAGAUAAAAGCUGUGUCGCCAAUGGAAAAAGGCGAGAAUAAUUCCAAUCCUGGACAGCUUUAUUCAAAGUUGUUUGAUGAAGUUGAGAAAGUUAAGUCUUGGAAGGUCAAAGUUGACUCUGACACUUUGCAAAAGGAAAGGAGACUCCAAGAAAACAAAAGAACAAUUGAAACUCAGCGCAAAGCCAUCCAAGAAUUGCAGUUUGGAAGUGAAAGUCUCAGUGUAAAGCUGGAGGAACAGAUCAGCGAAAAUGAGGAUUUGAGGAACAAAAACAACGCAACGAGGAAUCUGUGUAAUAUACUCAAAGACACUUUUCAGCGGUCAGCUGAAAAGAUGCAUUUAUUUGAAUCCGAAAGAGAAGAAACACAUCACCUGCUUAUGGAAAAUAGUUCAAGUAUUCAGAACAUGGUUGCAGCAUUUGAAAGCCUUCGUGUUCAAGCAGAAGAUGAUCAACAAGAGAUGCAAAAAGUCAAAGAGGCCUUGCUGCAGUUUGAAGAUCUGAAAGAGAAGUACAAUCAAGAAUAUGACGUGAAAGAAAAAGAGGUCGCAGAGCUUCAAACUCAAAUACGGGAUAAGGAACAUGAACUACAAAACCUCCUGCUGGACCUCCAUGAAAACCAGAAGCACUGUAAACAACUCCAAGAAGCAACAAAUGAACAAUGUGGACUUCUCAGUAGCUCAAAAACUGAACAAGAGUCCCUGCUUCAGAAACGUCUCACUGCAGAGCAGCUUUGCACAGAAGCCGAGAUCAAAUGUGAAGCUCUUGCUGCAAUUCUGGAACAAACUAAAGAAGAAUUUACAGAGAUGAUUCAAAGCAAAGACUCAAGCUUGCAGGAACUCAGCAAAGUAAAAAAUGACCAAGCAGAGACGUUGGAGCAGAUUCAGACGAACAUUCAGGAGCUCCAGGAUUCCCUAGCCUUAGAGACAAAGAGGACUAAGGAACUUGAGGAUAAGCUCAUGGCCAACAGUGAGGAACUGGAAAGAAGAAACACACUUUUAGGAGAGAACAUGGAGCAGAUUGCAAAGAAAGAACGGCAGAUCAAAAUACUUGAAGAUGAACUGGACAAAACAUCUAAAUGUGUCGAGUCCAUGAAGGAAAAGAUCGAGGUCACUGAAGUCAAAGUGGAGAAACUCACCGCUGAGCUUUCAAGGGAAACCGAAGAAGCCCAGCGGUAUAAGAAUGAUGCAGAGAUUGAGAAAGCAGAACAUGAUCUACUAAAGGAAGCUUGUGAAGCUGCUGAAAAAGCACACGAAGAUUUGAAGGAGAAAUCCAGAGUGACUGAGAUCAAAGUGCAGCAGCUGGAGGGGCAACUGUUCACAGAAGUAAAGACAAAUAAAGAACAUACCUUCCAGAUGGUGCAACUGAGACAAGACAUCCAUCAGCAUGAAGAUAAGUACACGGAGCUAUUGGCCAACUUUAAUGAGCUGCAUUGUGAGAAGACAGUCAUUCAGCAGCAGUUUGCGAGCGGAUCUUCGAGUGUGAAAGCUGUUGAGGAAAACUUGAAGGUUAGUGAAAAGAAGGCUGUGAAACUCACAAAACAAAUCCAGAGAUUGGAAGAAGAAAACCAAGGUCUACGAGAGGAAGUGACGUCCAUUGAGAACAAGAGCCAAGAGAAAUGUCAAGAAACUGAGACUCUGCAGAAGAAGUUUGAAGCAAAUUAUGGACGUAUGGAGGAGGGAAUUGCAGAAAAAGAAAAACAGAUCAAAUCUGUGGAAACCAAGCUGCGCAGUUUCAGGAAAAAGUUUGAAAUGAAACUGAAAGCCCAGGAGGAAUACCAGAAAGAGAUCAACAAUCUCCAUGAGGAGGCCGAGAGCCUUAGAGCGCUGAACGAAGAAAACUGUCAGAAAUUGCUAAAGGAAUUUGAGGCCAAAUCAACCUUGGCAGCAGAGCUUGAGAUUGAGGUACAAAAGCUCAAAUCAACAGCAGCAGAGGCCACCAAGAACAAAGAAGACACAGAACUGAAGUGUCAACACCAAAUAGCAGAUAUGGUCGCUCUGAUGGAGAAACAUAAGAGCCAGUAUGACCGGAUGGUUGAAGAAAAGGAUGCAGAGCUUGAUGAGACAAAGAAGAAAGAGAUGCAGGCUGUUGCACAUCGGAAAUCACUGGACUUGGAACUUGCAAAGCACAAGACGGAUAACGAUCACCUGAAGCAACAGCUGGUGGCAGGAACAACAGAAAAGGAAAAACUGCAGAAGGAGCUGGCUGACUUCAAGAAAGAAAUGUCAUCUAUGAAAAUGACUCUGCUGUCAGAGGCAAGGAACAAGCAGGCACCUGCCUUAAACUGUACCCAAGGGGAACGUUCUGAGACUCCAAGAGAGAGCUCUUCAACGAGACACGUGUUUGACUUCACCAAAACCAGGAGAACUCCCUCCUCCAGCAACAAAGAGGGAAGUUCUGCAUUAAUGAAGAAAGCUGAAUCCUACACGGAAUCCAUCAGAAAAUCCUCUCGAACAACACCAAAGACCAAGGAAUUUCGUAAUGAAGACCUAAAAACCCCAAGAAGCACUACAAACAGACUGGGCGGAACGUCAAAGAUCAAAUCCUACAGAAUAAGGACUCCUCCUUCUUCUGAAAAGGCAUCAGGCUGGGGAAAGAGCACCUUAGUGCUGUCGGACAAGUCUGACAGCUCUGAUCAGCAUGAUCUUUUGACCUUUGCUAGUACACCUAUACCAGAUGUUUCCGCUCCACAUCGCAAGUUCAACAUCUUCAAAAAGAUCCAAAGCCCCAUCUCUCAGAAAUCACCAGGGAACUCCUUGAAGUUAGCAGCAAUGAAAAGGAUGCGAGAUGCUGGUUGGACGGCUGUUACGGGCUGUGACAAAAAGAAGAAGACAACCAAUGACAAGAUCUUUGCAUAAAUAGUGCGCUCACGGGACAGAUAACCCUUACAAGGUUUUAGUUCAGAUGUUCAUGUUUCAACUUUGUUAUCGUUCACAAAUAGCAUCGGUAAGACUUUAACACGCUGUAUCAUUAAUAACAAAAGGCCAAUUUAUUUCUUUACAUGCACAAAAGAUUAGAUAGGUUGAUCAGUUAAACAGUCUUGUUAUCAAAAGUGUUCAUUGUCCAGCUGUUCAAGCAAGUUUGGCUAUAAGGUCAUUUCAAUGACUGCAGAGUCCCCUUCAAUGACUGCAGAGUCCCCUUCAAUGACUGCAGAGUCCCCUUCAAUGACUGCAGAGUCCCCUUCAAUGCAUUCAGGUGCUUUAGAAAGAAUCAGUUUGUUGUAGUUCUGCUGGAUGUUAAGACUAAUCUUUACUGGUGUUCACAUGAAAUGGAUUUGAUCUGCACAAGUUGAUAUUGUUGUUGUGAGAAAUAGUGUAGUUACGUGUUGCUAUCUUAAUAUAUUUAAUGUAUUUCUGUAUUCUAGUAUUGACAGCUUAGUGAGUAAAGUUGAUGUUCAAAUCAA
Messenger RNA from Gymnodraco acuticeps, 3841 nucleotides. It is a transcript of the gene sycp1, whose product is annotated as synaptonemal complex protein 1. NCBI's taxonomy places the organism in Eukaryota, Metazoa, Chordata, Actinopteri, Perciformes, Bathydraconidae. Gene Ontology annotation, cellular component: synaptonemal complex; central element; transverse filament. Bases 225 to 3296 code for a protein of 1023 amino acids. Gene Ontology annotation, molecular function: double-stranded DNA binding. Gene Ontology annotation, biological process: lateral element assembly; synaptonemal complex assembly; meiotic DNA repair synthesis. The transcript has 34 exons. The record is from RefSeq and is a predicted model, not a curated record.